AUGCUCGACAACGAGGCACGUGACGGAGACGACGCCCCUCAAAUUGGGUACAACGAACUGCUAUUUUUCGACUUUGAGUGUCGCGUAGUGCAAAACGAAGCAGGCGACGAGUGGGUAUUUGAAGGAGAUAAUACGAGGAAUAAAUUUUGUGAAUGGCUUUUUACAAAGGAACAUGCAAACUGUAUCGUGUUGGCUCACAACUUUCAAGGUUACGACGGUACUUUAUUCAACAGUACUUACACGAGAAUGGCGUGAUUCCCGAAGUCAUUAUGCGUGGUGCCAAGAUCCUAACGUUGAAUGUUCCAAUGUUCAAGAUUAAGUUUGUCGACUCUCUCAGUUUCAUACCGAUGAGACUCGCUGAUUUUCCAAAAACGUUUGGUUUGAACGAACUCGCGAAAGGAUACUUCCCUCAUCUGUUCAACACAGCCGAGAAUCAGAACUAGGUUGGACCCCUACCACCUACUUCAUUUUACCAUCCUGAUGGAAUGAGUCCUGAUGAGAAGGAAACGUUUUUGGAAUGGCAUAAUGGUUUGAAAGAGAACAAUUAUGUGUUUGAUUUCCAACAAGAGAUUUUGACUUACUGUCGAUCUGAUGUGGAUAUAUUACGUCGUUGCUGUCUGGAAUUUCGCGAAUUAUUUCGUGAUGUUACGGACAUUGAUCCCUUCGAGAAAUGUCUCACUAUUGCAUCGGCCUGCAAUCUAGUGUUUCGAAAGAACUUUCUGAAAGAACAUUGCAAUCAUACCCCCUCACGGUUAUCGUCCCAAAGACAAGCAAUCCCUCUUGGUUUUAAAAUGGCUCUCGUAUAAGGCUGAAAAGGAAGACCUCUACAUUCAACAUGCUCGUAAUGCAGGAGAAAAGCGUGUUGGAAACUAUUUACUGGACGGUUAUCAUGAAGAAACCAACACAGCCUACGAGAUCAACGGGUGCUUCUGGCACGGUAAGUUAACUCGAAUAAAAACGCCUCCUUCGAAUAAACACCUUGGAGUAAAAUUAUAUUAUUGUUUUUACAGGAUGUUUGAAAUGCUAUGCUCGGUAAAUCCUGUGAGUGGUAAGACGAUGCAAGAUCUUCAUCAAGCUACAAUGGAGAAGAUCAGUUACCUUAAAGAUCAUGGUUUCGGUGUGAUUGAAGUCUGGGAAUGUGACAUCAGGAAAGAACUGGAACAAGAUGAAGAUUUGAAGACUUCCUUUGACAACUACGAUCUGGUUGAUCCUUUGGAACCUCGUGAUGCCUUCUUUGGUGGACGAACCAACUGUUCCACGAAUGUAAAGAUGGUGAGAAAAUAA
Paramuricea clavata is the source of this 1284-nucleotide messenger RNA. Lineage: Eukaryota; Metazoa; Cnidaria; Anthozoa; Malacalcyonacea; Plexauridae. The record is from the annotation of a GenBank genome assembly.